Messenger RNA from Daphnia pulicaria, 2099 nucleotides. Its product is annotated as prolyl 4-hydroxylase subunit alpha-1-like. The transcript has 13 exons. Gene Ontology annotation, molecular function: procollagen-proline 4-dioxygenase activity; iron ion binding; protein binding. Gene Ontology annotation, biological process: peptidyl-proline hydroxylation to 4-hydroxy-L-proline. The record is from RefSeq and is a predicted model, not a curated record. Bases 224 to 1861 code for a protein of 545 amino acids. NCBI's taxonomy places the organism in Eukaryota, Metazoa, Arthropoda, Branchiopoda, Diplostraca, Daphniidae. Gene Ontology annotation, cellular component: endoplasmic reticulum.
GGAAAGAAAAAAGGCGGGACUAAGGCUGCUCUCACAAAACAUUCAACUGCUUUCCUCACGUGCCAGCAUGCAAUGAGAAGUGCAGUUGGCCGCCAACCUUGACAGAAUGCACUUGCAGUCUUUGCACAACUUGGAAAAAAAUUAAAUUGUGUCCUCAGUUGCAUUAUUCGAAACAAUCGAUACAGGAACUUUUUAGAGUUUGGAAGUUACGCUUCUUCUCAUCAUGCAAAUUACUACCUUGAUACCUGCUCUAAUUCUACUGGUCACGCAAUCAAAAACUGCUUUCGGGGAUGUUUUCACAGCCAUGGCAGACAUGGAGGGUCUGAUAGCUACCGAGUUCGAGCUAGUCAAACACCUUGACACUUACAUCCAGGAAGAGGAGAAAAGGAUGAAACAACUGAGAGGAAUUCUCGAAGAGUACGAGAGCAUGUACCAGGAAGCCAUCGCAGAUGUGCCGAAAUACUUGUCCAACCCAGUCAAUGCAUAUUUACUUGUUAAGCGACUCACAUCUGACUGGAAGAAAGUAGAAGGAGUCAUCAGCAAAAAUGCUGGUUCUGCCUAUAUUCAAAACAUCACUCAGCACCGCAGUUUACUGCGUUUCCCUAACGAAGAAGACUUAAAUGGAGCAGCAGUCGCACUGAUGAGACUUCAAGACACUUAUAAACUAGAUACGCACGCUUUAGCAGAAGGAAAGCUUUUAGGAGGGAAAAAAUAUUCUCGUCAUCUCACUGCUGGCGAUUGUUGGGAACUGGGUCGACAGUCGUACAACAACGGCGAUCACUACCACACGGUUCUGUGGAUGGCAGAAGCUUUAAACAAAUUCGAAGACGAAUCGAACAAAACUGUUGCGCGGGAAGACAUUUUAGAUUAUUUGGCCUUUUCUACAUAUAAACAAGGGAACUUGAAAGAAGCUUUACAAAUGACUAACGAGCUGCUCAAGAUAGUUCCCUACCAUCAGCGUGCACUUGGGAACAAAAGGCAUUAUGAGAAACUGCUUCGUCAACUCGGAGUAACUGAGCGACGUGGAGAAACUGGGGACGAGGAUAACAUCAACAUGAGCGAACCAUUCGACACAACCAAACUAAAGUUGACGAAACCCCCCGGAACUACAGAACAUUGGGAUGUGUACGAACAGCUUUGCAGAGGUGAAAAGUUGAUGGAUCCCAAACUAGAAGGCCGUCUACGAUGCCGUUACGUAACCAACAAUGUGCCCUACUUUUUCAUUCAGCCCAUCAAGAUGGAGGAGGCAUUACUGAAACCGAGGAUAGUCGUUUAUCAUGACAUUAUUUCCGAUGAAGAGAUUGAAACCAUCAAGAGGCUAGCCCAACCAAGAUUUGCACGUGCAACUGUUCAGAAGAAAGAGAGUGGCGCACGUGAAGUUUCUCGCUAUCGAAUUGCAAAAUCUGCCUGGCUGAAACAUGAAGAACACGAUUACGUUUCUGACAUUAAUUUUCGCGUUGGUGAUAUUACCGGACUCGACAUGGCCACGUCCGAAGAUCUCCAAGUUUGCAAUUACGGCAUUGGUGGACAUUACGAGCCUCACUACGACUAUGCCAGGAAAGGAGAAGUUCAACAAGAUUUUGGAUGGGGUGGUCGUAUUGCCACUUUGCUGUUCUACAUGAGUGACGUUGAGGCCGGCGGCGCCACCGUUUUCCCGAAACUAAACCUUUCCCUGUGGCCGCAAAAAGGAAGUGCUGCAUUUUGGUAUAAUUUAUAUCCGAAUGGCGAAGGAAACGAAAUGACUCAACAUGCGGGCUGCCCCGUUCUUACAGGAUCCAAAUGGGUGGCCAAUUAUUGGAUUCAUGAACGAGGACAAGAAUUCCGUCGUCCUUGUGGCCCAAAAUCGGAUUUCGAAAUGUAGUGAAAUAGUACGCCAAUGUAAUUCCAUUCGAAAUCACAAUCUCAAAAGCCUCAAAAUUCGUCAUGCUUGUAGGAAAGCAGCCUACUUGUUUCUACUCAAAAUUAUUAAAGAAAUUUAAAGAAAGUUUGCUGCCAUUCCAAACCCUCCCGCCCAAAACACAAAGACAAUGACAAAGUACCCGGAAAGAUGAAAUUAUCAAAUUAAUUGGGCCAUUUCAAUAAACGUAACUAAUUGUUCA